Molecule: messenger RNA, 597 nt
Organism: Plasmodium gonderi
Lineage: Eukaryota; Apicomplexa; Aconoidasida; Haemosporida; Plasmodiidae
Exons: 8
Coding region: 1-597 (198 amino acids)
Biological process (GO): intracellular protein transport
Cellular component (GO): membrane
Source: RefSeq, a predicted model, not a curated record
AUGAUUACAUACUCAGAAUAUUUUGACGAAUAUGUGAAAGAUUUAAAUAAUUAUAUUCAUAAAAUAAAAACAUCAAUUUAUAAGAUCCAAAAUAUAGAAGAUUUUAAUAAAACGCGAGAAGAUAUUUUUGAAGCUGAAAAAUGUAUAAAGCAAAUUAUAGUAGAGACGAAUAGCUUACCAAAAGGGUCGCACAAAAUUUUUGAUGACAUAUAUAAAUACAAAACAGACCUGAAGAAAUACAAAAAGUUGUUAGAAAAAAUGAGUAGUGAUUACUAUUCUGACGAAGUUGUUAACAACAGGGAAUAUGACAUUACAAGGAAGUAUAUCGAGGGUUCAAAUUUCCUGAAAGAAUCUGAGAGGAGAGCCCAAGAUGUGGAAGACAUGGGAUAUACAAUAAUGAGUGAACUCACGUCUCAGAGAAGUGCCAUCCUGAGAACGAAACUUUAUGCUGGUGAAACUCGUGAGGAACAGAAUAGAGCAAAAAGGAUGUUAUUAAGUAUAUACCAUAACAAGGUUCUAUUUAAAUGUGUAUUGAUUUUAAUAAUAAUAUUAUUGGCCAUAGCAAACAUUGGAGUUAUAAUUUACAAAAUUAAAUGA